This is a messenger RNA of Apodemus sylvaticus (European woodmouse), 2658 nucleotides long. Its product is annotated as ubiquitin carboxyl-terminal hydrolase 29. Gene Ontology annotation, biological process: G1/S transition of mitotic cell cycle; protein deubiquitination. Gene Ontology annotation, cellular component: nucleus; cytosol. The transcript has a single exon. NCBI's taxonomy places the organism in Eukaryota, Metazoa, Chordata, Mammalia, Rodentia, Muridae. Gene Ontology annotation, molecular function: cysteine-type deubiquitinase activity; cysteine-type endopeptidase activity. The record is from RefSeq and is a predicted model, not a curated record. The coding region runs from base 1 to 2658 and encodes 885 amino acids.
AUGGCUCACGUAAAGAUACACGCCUUGGUCCAGAUCCGCAGCACCAGCCGGAGCAAACACACCCGCGCAUCCCAGUGGAAGGAGGCGGUCAUCGAAGUGGUGGAGAAAAAGCAGAAAGUGAACCUGGUGGUUUCUUUCAAGUUGGAAGAGAGGAGGAGGGUUUUCCCACUGGGCGAUAAUGUUACGGGUGUAACCGUUAGCGGGGAGCUGGGACUGUAUCAUCUGGAUUUAACUCUGAAAGACGACACAUCCUUACUCAUUAACAAGCUGUCCUCUGCAGACGUUGAGCACUUGAAGUCAUUUCUGGAUUCGUCCACUCCGUGUGAGUUCCAGCAACCCAUGGAGUCCGAGAGUAGUCAGGAUGCUCUUGAAAGCAGUGAUCCGUUUGGCGGCGAGCCCCAGGAAGCAGCCUGUGGGUCCCCGAGUACCGCUUCAGAAAGCGGGACACUGCUCUCCAGAAAGAUGCCACUUUCUAUGUCAAACACCACAGGCAGUCAGGCUGAGAAGAAGAGAGAAAAGCCAGGCAGAAAGAGGAAGACAGAGGUGGUGGCAUCAUCAUCAUCAUCCAGUGUAGAAACAACAACCAAGGACAUUCUCAAAGAAAAUACUCCUGACCAAAAAAAGAAAUCCCGGCGAUAUUACUCCAGGAACAGAGGAGCCAAAGCCGAGAAAUCUGUGACCUUAAGAGAACAGGAAAAGCGCGGCAACUGGAAACUUGAACCUGCUUUCAAUUCCAAAUCCUAUGGAAAGGCUACCUUAGAUGGCACCAUCCUUCCGAUUGCGACGUGCUCCGAUGACAGAGAUGUGUCGAUAUUUGGCCUGGAGAUCAUAACCCAUCACGGAGUCCAGUGUCUCCCUGAUCCUUACCUGAAUCAGCUGAAACGCGAAGGCUUCCCCAACCUGGGGAACACUUGUUACAUGAACUCCAUCCUUCAGUCUGUCUUCGGGAUUCCGACCUUCGCCAAGGACUUACUCACUCAAGGUAUCCCGUGGGAGAAAGUGUCCUACGACGACCUUAUCAUGCCGCUAAGCCAGCUUCUUGUCUUGAAAGACAUUCGGGACAUCGAGAUCAAGGGAGAGCUACUCACCAGUGUGAAGAAGUCCAUUUCCACCGUCGCAGACACAUUCUCGGGCAACGAACAGAACGAUGCCCAUGAGUUUUUGAGCCUGUGUUUAGACCAGCUGAAACUGAACAUGGAGAAAGUCAACGCCAUGUGGGACACUGACGACAGGAACGCCUGCGCUGGGCCUGCCAACUCCAAAAGGUUUGUGUGUCCCGUUGGUGCUAAUUUUGAGUUUGAGCUGCAUAGCUCCAUUGUCUGCGAAGGCUGUGGGGAGGCUACUCUCAAAACCGAGGUGAGCAAUUACCUCUCCAUCGACCUGCACCACGGCACGAAGACACACCCUCUGUCAAUCCAGAAGUCUUUUGAUCUUUUCUUUACACCAGAAAAAAUCGAGCAUAACUGUGAGAAGUGCAAGAACAAGAAUUCCGUUCUCAAGUACACACUGAGGAGACUCCCCAGGGUCCUCAUUGUUCAUCUGAAACGCUACCAAGUUACCACUGACCUGCUGCCUGUGAAGAGUGAGCAGCCCGUCGAGAUUUCUAAGUAUUUAAAUAUAUCUUCCCAUUGCCAUGAAGACAGGAAGCCGCCAUUUCCCUUGGCCAGUACAUCCCCAAUGAUCUCUCAAGGGAUGAUCCCUGGGAUCUUCAGCCACUCCUUGUCAUCUAAGAAGGUGACUUCAGUAUCCUGCGACCCUAUGAUUUUACAGGUUGGAUCCGGUGUGGAUGCUGAAAUACAAAGCUUCCAGAUCAUGUACGAGGAUGAAGACUCAAAUGACGACGACGACGACGACGACGACGACGAGGACGACGACGAGCAGCAGCAGAGAGACCUGGAAAGUGGUUCUAUGCUGGAGCCGGAGCUUGUGAAGACAGAAAGCAGGAUCCUCAGACAAAAGCCUGGCGCAAUGAUGGCUGACGGAUACAGCUUCCUGCCUAUGCUCUGUGAGCCCAUGACCAUCCAUGAUUCAGGUCUUACCGAGAUGGGUCUUCAAGAGGUUCCAGAGAAUCCAGAAUUUAAGAACUAUGAGAAGAUCAACAUCUAUGGCAAGUCAGAUGGCCGUGCUAACACUGAGUUGCCAAAACUCUACCAGAGUCACGGGGGUCGAAUCAAGGGCCCAUUCCUGCCAGCAUCGCUUGCAAGUGUUAGUUCUCCGGAAGAUCCAGACAAGGACCUGAGUAGGUCUCCAGAACUGCCAGAAGAUGACCCGCACUCCUUUGCAUUGAGCUCUGAUGAUUCCAAAGAUGUGGAGAUGGAAGAAGUGGAUCUUCAGCACUACAGGCUUGUCAGUGUUGUCAGCCAUUUUGGAAGCUCCCCAAAUUCGGGCCAUUACGUAAGCGAUGUGUAUGACUUUCAAAGGCAAGCUUGGCUCCUUUACAGUGACGUCCAAGUAUUUGAGAGUUCAGAUCCCUCCAUCCAGGAGAACAGGCUCAACAGCGGAUACAUUUUCUUCUACAUGCAUAAUGAGAUUUUUGAGGAACUGUUGAAGAAGGCGACCGAGUGCAAGGUCCUUUGCACUUCUAAAGAGGAAAAGAGGGACAUAGAUUACUUCUCCACACUGCUUAACGGCCUUACAUACAUCCUGGAAGAAUUCUAA